Ctenopharyngodon idella (grass carp) is the source of this 2698-nucleotide messenger RNA. Its product is annotated as gastrula zinc finger protein XlCGF8.2DB-like. The coding region runs from base 462 to 1397 and encodes 311 amino acids. The transcript has 3 exons. Lineage: Eukaryota; Metazoa; Chordata; Actinopteri; Cypriniformes; Xenocyprididae. The record is from RefSeq and is a predicted model, not a curated record.
UGAACUGAUUUAAAUAUGUUUUUAGUACAUUAAUGGAUCUUGAGAGAGGAAAUGUCAUUGCUCCCUAUGUAGGCCUCAUGGAGCCAUCGGAUUUAAACAAAAAUAUCUUAAUUUGUGUUCCAUAGAUCAACGAAGGUCUUACUUUUAUAGUUGUUUCAAUACUGACGUGUGUUUUAUAAACUCAUCUACUGUGUUUUUGUUAUCUAAUUUGUUUUGUUUUACAGUUUAGGCAUAAUCUCAUACUCUUUCAAUAGUAGUUAAUAUUUCACAAACAAUUCUACUCUGAAUUAUAUUUACUAUAUUCUGUGCACUUUUGUCAUUUUAGCCAGUGAGCAGGGCUUUUAUUUUGGCGUGACGUUUUGACGUCAUAAGGCUGCGUCCCGUUCUUGCAUCUGUUCAGCUGAGGAAAGGAAAAACUCCUGGUGAAGCAACUGAGAUCCACAUGACACACUAUUAUAAAGAUGGCGUUUAUUAAAGAAGAGAGUGAAGACAUGAAGAUUGAAGAAGCAUUCAGAGUGAAACAAGAAGAUAAUGAGGAACAAUCAGACUUGAUGCUGCUGAAAGAGGAGAGUGAAGUACUAGAUGAAAUGGAGGAAGACCAGUAUGAGAAGCAUCAUGAUUUCACAACUGGAGAAAAAUUUAGUUGCUCAGAGACUGAAAAUUCAUCCUCAAGAAAAACAGAAACUAUAAGAUAUUUCAACUGCCAGCAGUGUGGACAGAGUUUUACCAAAAAAGCAAACCUUAAAAUUCACAUGAGUGUUCACACAGGUGAGAAGCCUUUUACCUGCCCUCAGUGUGGAAACAGUUUCUCUCAAAAAGGAAGCUUUAACAGGCACAUGAGAAUUCACACUGGAGAGAAGCCUUACAUGUGCUUUUUGUGUGGAAAGAGCUUCACAGCAGAACUAAACCUGAGAUGUCACAUGAACCUUCACACUGGAGAGAAACCAUUCAAAUGUGAUCACUGUGGAAAGAGUUUCAGACAUAAAGUAACAUGUAAUAACCACAUGAGGAUUCAUUCAAGAGAGAUCAGUUUUAUAUGUCAUCAGUGUGAAAUGAGUUUCACAGACAGCAAUCACCUUAAGAAUCACGUAAUAACUCACACUGGAGAGAAGCCAUUCAUGUGCCAUCACUGUGGAAAGACUUGCUCAAACAAAACAAGCCUUAAGGCUCACACGAGAAUUCACACUGGAGAAAAGCCUUUCACCUGCCUUCGGUGUGGAAAGAGUUUCACAGUUAAAGUAAGCCUUGAGAGGCACAUAAGAGUUCACACUGGAGAGAAGCCUUUUACAUGUCUUCAGUGUAAGAUGACUUUCACAUAUCAAAGAGAUCUGAAUCGUCACUUGCAAACUCAUCCUGUAAAUACAUUGCAGUGUUCCUCAGUGCGACAAGAGGUUUAGAAAAAGUAGUUUGUGUACACUGCGUUCAUUCGUUUUUGUGAUUUAAUAUUGAAAGUAGAAAAAUUAGAAAAUGGUGCAUUUAUUCAUUUCUUAAAAAAAAAAAAAAAACCCUGAAAAAAUGCCUCUUUUAUGUUUUUAGGUUCAGGGGUUGAAAAUGGAUAAACGGCUUGAAUAUUUGUAUAACCCCUUGUUUUCUAUGUUGGAUAUGGUAGGUAAAUUAAUGACAGUACUAACACGGGAUGGGGCCCUGGGUCUGGUUCAAACAUACAUACUAAGAAAAAUAAUAACUCGGGUAUUAUGUCUCGUCUAUCAUUAUUCGUUUUAAGCAAAGCUUUGUAAACCCUUAAUUUUGUAAACACACACUGUUAUUGGCCAUGCCUCCACUUAGUAGAACUUCUAACUUUUUCAAAUCACCCUACUAAGCAUGUGACUAAAUUCAAAUAACACAAAGAAAUGUGAAUUGGAGAAAUGAUAUACAUUUUACUGAAGGUAAUAUGAAAUAAAGUAUUCAGUACUUGUUAGUAGUUGUUAGAUUUUGCUGUAUUUGGCCGAGCAGUCGUUUUGGAGAAGUAUUGCGGAUUGCACGUUCCUUUCCCUCGCUCCUCGCAAGCUGCCCCGCCCACCCAUGAAGAGUAAACUUUGGAAAUGAACCAAUCAGAAACAAGUAAAAUAAAGAUUAGCUGGUAUUUUAGUGCAAACAAGUUAGUGUGUAUGAGCAAAUGUAAAUCCUUGUACCUUAAAGGGUUAGUUCACCCAAAAAUGAAAAUUCUGUCAUUAAUUACUCACCCUCGUGCCGUUCCACACCAGUAAGACCUUCGUUAAUCUUCAGAACACAAAUUGAGAUAUUUUUGUUUAAAUCCGAUGGCUCAGUGAGGCCUACAUAGGGAGCAAUGACAUUUCCUCUUUCAAGAUCCAUAAAGGUACUAAAAACAUAUUUAAAUCAGUUCAUGUGAGUACAGUGGUUCAAUAUUAAUAUUAUAAAGCAACGAGAAUAUUUUUGGUGCGCCAAAAAAACAAAAUAACGAAUUAUUUAGUGAUGGCCGAUUUCAAAACACUGCUUCAGGAAGCUUCGGAGCAUAAUGAAUCAGCGGGUCGAAUCCGCAGUUCGGAGCGCCAAAGUCACGUGAUUUCAGCAGUUUGGCGGUUUGACACGCGAUCCAAAUCAUGAUUCGACACGCUGAUUCAUUACGCUCCAAAAUAAUUUGAGUGACGCAGGAGCUGGCCAAUAAUGAGCCAGACGUAAACAAGCUAUGUCAACUGCGUAUGACAGUUCAAAUUGUUAAAUAAAGUUAUUUUUGUUU